This is a messenger RNA of Staurois parvus, 400 nucleotides long. The record is from the annotation of a GenBank genome assembly. Lineage: Eukaryota; Metazoa; Chordata; Amphibia; Anura; Ranidae.
AAGAAAAAGAAGGCAGUAAGAAAAGAAAAAUACAGUAAACAAAAGAUUUCCCCAGUAAGGUCCCUUAUCCCAAUAGUUUUAUAUAUAUACAUUUGGCCACAAGUGUAUAAAAUCAAGCACCUAGGCAUGCAGACUGCUUCUAAAAACAUUUGUAAAAGAUUGGGUUGCUCUCAAGAGUUUAGAGAAUUCAAGCAUGGUACCGUGAUAGGUUGCCACCUGUGCAAUAAGUCCAUCUGUGAAAUUUCCUUGCUACUAAAUAUUCCAUUGUCAACUGUUAGUGGUAUUUUAACAAAGUGGAAGCAACUGGGAACAACAACCCAGCACGAAGUGGUAGACCAUAUAAAAUGACAGAGCGGGGUCAGUGUAUGUUGAAGUGCACAAAGCGCAGAACUCUCCAACU